UGUGUAUUGUACAGGUCACAGAGCUCAGGAGUAGUCAGUAUCAGCUGCCAGCAGGGGCAGACUGACAACUCAUGGGGCCCCCGGGCAUUAGGGGAUCAUGGGGCCCCUGUGUCCUUGCCCAAACUCAAAAAAGCCUAUGAUAAAGGUACCAUGGGCAUCUCAUGGGGUCCCCUACUGACCCUGGGCCCUCAGGCAGUGCCCGAGUUUCCAAAUGGCCAGUCCGCCCCUGGCUGCCAGCAUGUAUAGACAUCAGUGAUUCCUCCCUCAAGCAAGAUGGCCCCUGGAGUGC
Messenger RNA from Staurois parvus, 289 nucleotides. The record is from the annotation of a GenBank genome assembly. NCBI's taxonomy places the organism in Eukaryota, Metazoa, Chordata, Amphibia, Anura, Ranidae.